This is a messenger RNA of Pomacea canaliculata, 5142 nucleotides long. RefSeq names its product kelch-like protein 6. Gene Ontology annotation, molecular function: protein binding. NCBI's taxonomy places the organism in Eukaryota, Metazoa, Mollusca, Gastropoda, Architaenioglossa, Ampullariidae. The coding region runs from base 370 to 2148 and encodes 592 amino acids. The transcript has 9 exons. The record is from RefSeq and is a predicted model, not a curated record.
GACCUGUAAAGUCCCACCAAGCCGGAAAGUUGUUCAUAGUUUUAUAGCCACGAUGCUCUCAGGAUGAAUCAUAUCCACUGCUAACAACUGGCUUACAAACUGAGACAAUUACAAGGAUGCAGUUAGUAAAAGAACUGUUCUACUAAAGAGGUACAACAGUAGAAAUCAGCUGAGUGUUUCUGAUUAGAAGCAUUAACCAGAUGCAAAAAUCAAGACCAGGAAGAACCUCUGUGAUUCCUUCCUGUCAUGGUUUCAUGUUGACAACAGGAUGGGCGUGCUGAAAAUGGGGCAACAAUAGACAGCCUCUGUGUACACAGUCAUAAUGUAAAGCUGCGUUAUACACAUGCUUUUGUGCGAAAGACUGCAGAAAUGUCAUCCAUGGAUGGUGCAGUGUCCUGGCGACAGCAAUAUUUGGAUGCCAUGUCCAGCGGGUUGGAGCGACUGCUUACUUCAGGACAUUUCUCAGACACUACAGUCAUUGCCGGGUCCUACUCCCUCAAGUGCCACAAAGCGGUGCUGGCAGCCAUCUCUCCGUACUUUGAGGCUAUGUUCACAUCGGGAAUGAAAGAAAGUUUGACAGGAGUGGUGAAGAUUGAAGGUAUUGACAAUAAUGUGUUCAAAGACAUCCUGUCCUACAUCUACUGUGGUUUUGAUAUUGUGACAGACGCCAAUGCUGAAGAGGUCCUUAAAGGAGCUGCAGUGCUACAGAUUGAAUGUCUGCAGCGGCGAUGUGAAGAAUUCUUGUGCAAAAACUUGACUACCAGCAACUGCAUUGCCCGUUGGCGUCUGGCACAUUGGCAUGCCUGCUCACAUCUUCGUGACCAGGCAUGGAACUUCAUUAUGGUUCACUUUGUGGAGCUGUCCAAGGGCGAGGAACUCCAAGCUUUGGAGGCAGAGGAGUUAAUUUGUCUUAUUAAAGAUGAUAGCAUCCAUGCACCCGAUGAAGAGUAUAUUUGCGAGACUGCCUACAGAUGGAUAUCUUAUGAUCAGGAAAACAGGUUAAAGUACCUACCAGAAAUCAUCAAAAACUUGCGGCUGGGGCUGACCAGGCCUCAGUAUCUGAUGGACAUGGUGCGCAAAAAUGAGAUUCUUAAAGACAGUGCUGAUGUUCUACAAGCAGUUGAUCGUGCCAAAAACUUCCAGCUUCUUCCUUCACGACGGCAUGACUAUUCUUCUGAGCAUACUUCGCACAGAAAAAACUCUCGCAUGGAAGAUGUUUUGGUGGUGUUGUCUGGGGGUGAAACCCCAAAACCUCCUUACAUCCGAUCCAAGGAUGUAUAUGCUUACAGCUUUAACUCUCGUCAGUGGUAUCACCUGUCUCCCCUUCCUCAUGAUCCGGGGAUAGAGUUCGCAUCGUGUGUACAUGAUAAUGAUAUCUUCAUUACUGGAGGAGGCCUAAUGCAAACUUGUUUUCUAAGGUACCGUGCUAAGAAGAACAAGUGGAACUCAUGUCGGGCAAAGUUAAAAAAGGGCAGGCGCCGACAUGCAAUGGUGUCUUGCGGAAAUAAAAUAUAUGCCAUCGGUGGUUUCAACUCAGAACUGGAAGAAGGUUGCAGAGUGCAGAAUUCAAUUGAAGAAUAUGAACUUGAUUCAGGAGAGUGGGUUGAGGCUGUCCAGCUUAUGCAGCCAGUCAGUUCUGUCUCUGCUACAGCUCUGGGCGAUCGCAUCUUCAUCUAUGGGGGUGAGAGGAUGGAUCGUACAGACUCAUGCGUCAUUCAGUGCUAUGACACCGGUUUGCGCACUGUCACUGUCAUGGCAUCACUUCCAGUUAACUGCAAACUCUCACGUGCUGUGAUGUGUGAUAACAACUGCUUCCUCAUACUAUUUGAUGGAAAGGUGAUAAAACAUUCACCCGAUGACAACACCACAAAAAUUGUGGGUCAGAUAAAGAACUUUGACCGAGUACACUUUGGUCUUGUUCACCGCCGUGGCAUUCUCUACGUUCUUGGGGGACAGAAGGUGGGUCCUGGACCCAGUCGAGCCCUGUGUGAUGCAAUGAUAAAAUAUGAUACUCGCAGUAAUGUAGCCAUGACCAUCUCUGACCGAGUGCCAACACCUCGCCUCCUGGACAGCUGUGCCAAGAUUACCAUUGACAAAAAGUUCCUGCAAAAGGACCUGAUUACAGAAAGCCCCAGUAGUCCAAGUUAGCAGGUAGCAUCUGCAGCAAAAAUAGUGGCCUGCAUGUGAUGCUGGCAUGAUAUACUUGAUUUGUGAUGAGAUGUUUCAAUGAUGUCUUAAAUUUCUCAAACAACAUACACUUUCUGUUGCGACAUGAUUCUAUAACGAGUGCUGUGAUUGACCGUGCGAUUUUUUUCUGAGAAAGAUUAAGUGUAUUGGGAAACAUUUGUGUGCAGUGUGUGUUUUUGCACUGCAUGGUUUCAGUGUGAGUGCACAGGUAAGAGAUUUUAAAGUAGUGCUGGAUUCUAAAAAGACCUGAAGACAAGACUUUAUUUAUUUUUAACAUAGUAGCUGCACAGAGUGCACCCUUCAUUUCUGCUGUGUGUAAGGUCAGUGGAGGAAUUAACUCCAAUGAAACUUGAACCCAAUAUUAUUACCGUUCAUUGGAUUUGCUGUUUUUAUCCUUUGAUGAGUAAACAUCAAAGACAAAAAAAAACAAAAAAAACUGACAUCCUUUGUAGAGAAAAGAGGGUAUAAACAAUGAAUGUGAAAUUUAUCAUUGACAAAAACAGCUUUUCUUUUUUUAAAAAAAAACAUAACGCAGACACACUGACUUGCUGCAGCUGAUGCACACGACAGACAGGUUUUAUUUUUUCCUUUUCAUGCAUGGUUAAUCCUAUAAGGGAAGUAAAUGCUGAAUUUAAAAGCUGAAAUUUUGUUUCUGCAAAUUACUGACCCCGGCUUAAUGACAAGAUAUCUGGCCUUUUUCAAAUUUUGUGAAGAGAAACGUGUCCACGCAGGGUGAUGUUCCACAUGUUUUUCUGACAGUUUGGUGUAGAAAAGUCAUCAAAAUUACUAUCUUGUGCUCCCCUCUCUCUGGAUAAUCUUAAUUCUCUUCAUGUUCAGAUGAAUUAAUGAUUGGACAAUAUCUGUUACUUAUAUACCAAGUUUUCAUGCACUACCUUAAAUAUAUUUUUGAAAAACAGUUUCAGCUAAGCUGAUGUGAAUUUUAUAAAACAAAACAUGCUAUUGCCCGAAGGUAAGUACAUCCAAUUCAUUUAAAAUUAUGUUUUUGUGACAGUUAUUCUGCUAAUAUUUUUUUAAUAAAUGGCCAAAAUGUGGUGACCUGAAGUGGACAUUUUUUUCUGAAAACGAAGCUAAUCGGCUUGCAUUUUUACCAAAUGCUACCAUGUUAACUUAUUAUUUAUACACUGAGUGGAAGAUUGGUUGUUCGAGAUAUAUGACAAUUAUGUAAAACCUAAAAACAAUUGUACAUAAUAUUAUAAAAAAACUGUUCCAUUAUUUUAUUCAUUAUUUUCAAGCUACAUUACUAAUAAAUAACUUUAAUUUGCAUGACUAGUACAAAUUGCAAGUCCAAAUUGUCUUCAUCUGUUAUCACUGCUGUGAAGCACAGAUAUAACUUUCACAUCGCAUAACUGAAAUGUGCCAAGUAGUUAUUAAAAGAAAGGAGAUUCACUUUUUGAUAAAUUUGCAUAAAAUAGUUCUUGUUCCUGUCACCUUUUUUUCUCUAUCCUUUUUAAUGUCUACAUUUUCAUGAUAGAAAUGUUGCACUUCACUUUCUCAUAUAAACUAUUCACAUUCCUUUUCAAGGGCGCUGUGCCAAAGAAGCAUUGAUUGAAAAAAAUUGGGUGUGGGAAUACCCUGUUCUCCGCAAUAAUUAAAACAUAUAUACCUCACUUAGUGACUUACUUGUUUAGCAAUUGAUCAUAAUAGUGACUUCUUUCUGACCAACAGGAGCUGUCAACUGCAGAAGAACGUUGGUCACAGAAAACAUGUAUAAUGUGUAGUGACAGAAGUUGGUCGUUAAGUGACGAGAGUCUGUAUUUUGCUGAUCCAUUGACAUAAUUGAGGUCAUUAUGAUCUUGAAAAAGGCAUUUAGUUUCUCUUUUACUAUUAUUUGGAUAUGGGCUGCUGUUUCUAGUAUAACUUUAUGUCUUAGAUGCUGUUUUUAUUGUGUUAUCCAUGCCAGGAAGACAUCUCUGAGACACGAAUGUCUAUCAGCAAAGUUUUGUAAAUUAUUUUCAAAUGUCUUGAUAUGAUUUAUAAGGCUUUAUAAGGCUUCACAAUUCAUGGACUGUCUUUGAAUGAAGUUCUGCUGAAAUUUUAAAAUAAGAAUCUAAAGAAACCAAGCUGCUGAAAAUAAUGCUUUUUCAUCAUAAGAAUUUCCUCUUUGGUUGAUCAUAAAUAGCCAUAAUUUUCCUUUUUCUUUACAGCUUUUAUUCCUUUUAAAUAUAGUUGUAUUUCUUUGUGUAAUUAUUAUGUGAUGAAAGUCACGCUCAUCACCUAUUUUCUUGGUGGUGUAAAUGCAUUUGAAUAUCAUACUGUGAAUAUUACCACAAUAUAGUUUUAGUUUAGUUUAUUCCUCAAGGAGUAUAGGGCUGCAACAACAAUUAUCAGAACAUGCUUUGACUCAAAAAUGGGAUAUUUUACAUUUUUUUCAUUCUUGAGAUUAUUUGUGGAAUUUAUAUACAUGUAUGUAUUAUUUAUUUACCAACAAAGAUCCUUUUUCAUUGUUUUACCUGGUGACCAAGUAAAAUUAAAUUCACAUGGUUUUGAUAUUUAGUAUAAAUUUAUCACUACUAAUUUAGUUAAUAAUUAAUGGUUCAAAAUAAACAGGUCAUUGCCUGUGUGCAUUAUUUUGACAUUGCCAGUGCAGAUGUAAACAUUAUGCAUCUGGACAAGUAGGACAAAUAAAUAACUUUUUUGUUUUGAUUUUAUAAGUUCCACAACAAGCGAGUAUAGCAGGUUCUUUAUUAACUUUGUAUGUCCAGCUUUUACUUUCAAAAGUUUUUAUUUUUUAUUUUGACAGUUUGCAAAAAAAAGUGCUUGUCUUAAUGCUCAUGUUAAAUUUAUGCACAAGUAAGUCACAGCUUUUCAAAGGUUUAAUGAGAUAUUUUAGUUCUCAUAAAAGUAUGAAAAUAUUUGUAGCAGAUUGAUAUUUUAGAAUCAGCUGCUUAAAAUUUUAGACAUUUGUGGGUAAUAAAGGUGAUGUGGAGGUUGAAA